UCCCGUCCUGCAUCCUGCACUUCUCCUGUCUCCCAUCGCCCGGCUGCAGCUCCCCAGGAGACAGAAGGGGCCACCGAGAGCCAGAAAGGACCAGAAAGGGCCACCGAGAGCCAGAAAGGGCCACCAAGAGCCACCGCCCUUGCACCCUGCGCUUCUCCUGGCUCUCACCGCUCUGCUGCGCUUCCCGAAGAGCCAGAAAGGAUAACCGAGAGGCAGAAAGGACCACUGAGAGCCAGAAAGGGCCACCGAGAGCCAGAAAGGGCCACCGAGAGCCAGAAAGGGCCACCGAGAGCCAGAAAGGGCCACCGAGAGCCGCCUCUGCUCCCGCCCCGCAUCCCUGCGGCCUCCCGGGGGUGAAGAUGAGUGCUGAAGAGAUUCGGGUGUAUGCAGUAGAACUUGGAAAAAAUUUCUGCCUCUAUUUUGAAGACGACGAUGAGCUGGAGUGUGAUGCCCUGUGCAAGGAAAAGACCCUGCACCGAGUGCUGAGGAACGUGAACAGCCAGCUGCUGGUGGUGCGCCCCGACCUCAACGUGGCGGCCUUUGAGGAUGUGACAGACCAGGAGAUGCAAUCUGGCAAGGGGAUGCAUUUCAGCAUUCACUGCUACAAAACCACCACGCCCUCGGCCGGGCUGCCCGUGGCCUUCAGUGUCCAAGUGGAAAACAAGAGUUACUACAUGUGCUGUGAGAGGGAAUGCGGGAAAAUGAUCGUCAGGUUCAAGGAAGGAGAAGUUCCCAAAGAAAUUCCUGGUGAAAGCAACAUCAUCUUUUUCAAGAAGACAUUUACAUCUUGCUGCUCCCAAGCAUUUAAGUUUGAAUACUCCAUGGAGCAAGGAAUGUUCUUGGCCUUUGAGGAAGAAGGCUACUUGAGAAAAUUAAUCCUUAAGAAACUGUCAGAAGAUGAAGUGGAUGAAACCAUGAAGAUAAGUUUAUGUAAGUUCAGUCAGAAUGAAAAUCACAACCUAUGAUGGGACACCUCAACAGUUUUAAAAUACAGUUUGUCUUUUUUAUAUAAAAUAAACUUUUGUCUUUCUUUAUCCUAAACAA
Molecule: messenger RNA, 1044 nt
Organism: Zonotrichia leucophrys gambelii
Lineage: Eukaryota; Metazoa; Chordata; Aves; Passeriformes; Passerellidae
Gene: IL18
Product: interleukin 18
Exons: 6
Coding region: 360-965 (201 amino acids)
Biological process (GO): immune response; cellular response to lipopolysaccharide; positive regulation of gene expression
Molecular function (GO): cytokine activity
Source: RefSeq, a predicted model, not a curated record